AAGCCGUCUACUCCAAAUUUAGACCAGAGGCAGAACCUUUUUAAAAAGGCCAAGUGCAAAAGUUCGUCGCUUACCUUCCGCUUGUUGUCCUUUUCUGUUUUGCUUUUUUUUUGCUCGCGUACGUUGACAAGAUGGUCCAAUUCGAGGGAGAUGUCCAAGCUGCUUACGAGGAUGUGCGAAACGACAAGACGCCCACCAACUGGCUCUUGUUGAACUACCUCGACGACAAGUCAGAUGUCCUCAAGCUUGCUGCAACCGGUACGGGUGGCUUGCAGGAAUUCGUGUCCCAGCUCAAGGAGGACCAAGCGGCUUUUGGAUACCUUCGUAUUCUUGUUGGCAACGACGAGCUGUCGCAACGUGCCAAGUUUGUGUUGGUCAGCUGGUGUGGACAGCAAGUCAAGGUUAUGCGAAAGGCCAAGCUUUCCGUGCAUAUCUCGGACGUGAAGCAGGUGAUCAAGACGUUUGCGAUUGAGGUUGCAGCCUCUAGCAAGGAGGAUCUUCGUGACAACCAGGUUACACUCUUGCUCCGAAAGGCAAUGGGAGCAAACUACGACCGACAAACUUCCCAAUAUUAAGCCAGUUAGAUUUAGCGCACCAGCUCCAUGUCGGUAGUCGAAGUGUGUACUGGGGGAUAUCCCGACAUUGGGUGAUGCAAACGUUUGAAAUAAUUUAAUGACUUUUUGAUACGAUAAA
This is a messenger RNA of Spizellomyces punctatus DAOM BR117, 693 nucleotides long. RefSeq lists its product as uncharacterized. Gene Ontology annotation, biological process: regulation of actin filament polymerization. Gene Ontology annotation, cellular component: actin filament; cortical actin cytoskeleton; site of polarized growth. NCBI's taxonomy places the organism in Eukaryota, Fungi, Chytridiomycota, Chytridiomycetes, Spizellomycetales, Spizellomycetaceae. Bases 132 to 575 code for a protein of 147 amino acids. The transcript has 4 exons. Gene Ontology annotation, molecular function: actin filament binding. The record is from RefSeq and is a predicted model, not a curated record.